AUGAAACAAGAUGUGUUCAAGAAAUUCACCAACAAAGAUGGAAAGUUCAAGGAAACUCUUACCAAAGAUGUACAAGGAUUAUUAAGUUUGUAUGAAGCAGCACAUCUAAGAGUACAUGGGGAAGAAAUUCUUGAACAAGGUCUGAAUUUUACCAUCUCUCAUUUAAAGUCCAUGGCCCCUAAAUUGAGCAACUCACUCAAGUCUCAAAUUAGUGAAGCCUUAAGUCAGCCCGUUCAUAUUAAUCUACCAAGAUUUGGAGCAAAGACAUACAUGUCUCUGUAUGAGAACGAUGAAUCACAUAAUGAUUUGCUUUUGAAAUUUGCAAAAUUGGAUUUUAACAUUGUGCAAAAGGUGUACCAAAGCGAGCUUUACGAGCUUACAAGGUACUGGUGGAAAGAUCUGGAUUAUGCAAACAAAUUUCCAUAUGCAAGAGACAGAUUGGUGGAGUGUUACUAUGGGGCAGUGGGAGUGUUAUUUGAGCCUCAAUAUAGUCGUACGAGAAAAAUUUUAGGAAAAUUAAUCAAUAUCAUAACCAUGGUUGAUGAUACUUUUGAUGCUUAUGCAACCUUUGACGAAAUUGUGGCUUUCACGGAUGCGAUGCAGAGAUUGGACAUUAGUGCCAUUGAUUCAGUACCGGUCAAUUUGAGACCCUCUUAUCAAGUCUUAGUAGAUUUUUUCAAUGAAAUAGGACAAGAACUGGCAAAAGAAGGUAAAGCAGAUCGUGUCUACUAUGCAAAAUUUGAGAUGAAAAAGUGGAUCAGAGCCUAUUUCAAGGAAGCCCAAUGGUUGAAUGCUGGCUAUAUUCCAAAAUGUGAUGAGUAUUUGGAAAACGGAAGUGUAAGUGUUGGCAUUACGCUGAUUGCAGUAACUUCUUUGGUUUGUUUGGAGGAACUUAUAACCAAAGAAACUUUAGAAUGGGUGAUAAAUGAUCCUUUGAUUCUUCGAACUUCUGGAGUAAUAAGCAGAUUAAAGGACGACAUUAUUGGACACGUUUUUGAGCAAAAAAGAGGACAUGUAGCUUCAUUCAUUGAAUGCUACAUGAAAGAAUAUGGAGCUUCAAAGCAAGAAGCAUAUGCUGCGGCUGAAAAGGAAAUGGCUAAUGCAUGGAAAGAUAUAAACACGGAAUUCCUCCGCCCUUCUCAAGUAUCAAUGUUUGGCCUCGAACAAAUUAUAAAUCCUACGCGCCUGGUAAUUGGUUUCCAGGAGAAUGAUUUUAUAAAUACUCAAGGCGAAUAUAAAGACAAAAUCACCUCGUUGCUUGUUGACUCCGUGAAAAUAUGA
Messenger RNA from Nicotiana tabacum (common tobacco), 1281 nucleotides. NCBI's taxonomy places the organism in Eukaryota, Viridiplantae, Streptophyta, Magnoliopsida, Solanales, Solanaceae. The record is from RefSeq and is a predicted model, not a curated record.